Molecule: messenger RNA, 555 nt
Organism: Effrenium voratum
Lineage: Eukaryota; Dinophyceae; Suessiales; Symbiodiniaceae
Source: the annotation of a GenBank genome assembly
AUGGCGCGAUUGCGGGCGAGCAGUCGGCUGCUGCCAGGAGCCUUGGGAGCUGCUUUGCUGGCUGGGCUUGCUGCAAGCGCCUUCCUGCAAGUUGGCAGAAGUUCUGCUUCCCCAGGCAUUGGCCGACGAGAAGUUCUCUCGCUGCUUGCCGUUGCGCCAGCAUUGAGCAAGCCAGAUGUGGCUUCCGCUGCACCACUUGCGGGCGAGUACGAUGACCCAGAUUAUCCGGGAUGCAAGAGGAGGAUCCUCACGCUGAACAACGGAGAGGUUCAAGUGAACAUGAAGGACCCAGACAGGGGGAGAUCUUGCAAGGGCAAGCAGCAAGUGAAGUUUGUCCUGCCAGGCAAGUCUUCCGGCGAUCAGGUGACGAUCGAUUUUUCCGACAGAGGUGGCCCCAGCAACGUGGUGGCCAAGUUUGAUGGCACCAACCUGGUCUUCUCCGAUGGCACCUCGUGGACCCGGAAAGGGGACCUGCCGCAGUUCAAGAAGAAGGGCAAGGGCGGCGUGGUAGGCACCAGAUUGAAUGGUGUUCAAUUCACGGAGUCAGACGACUGA